AUGGCGAAGAAUUGGCCAUCUUCACUGGCCUACUUUCUUAUUCUUGCACCCUUUCUACUCUGCUGCCAUUCCCAAGAAUAUGAUGCUGAUCGAAAGAUACAUGUCGUGUAUAUGGGCGAGCUUCCUGAAAAUGGUGUAUCUGCUGCGUCGCUGCACCAGACCAUGCUAGAAGAUGUUCUUGGAAGUAGCGCUGCUGCCAAAGAGUCGCUUGUUUAUAGCUAUGGAAGGAGUUUCAAUGGAUUUGCCGCUAAGCUGUCACCAGAAGAAGUCGAGAGUUUCUCAGAGAUGGACCAGGUGGUUUCCGUGUUUCCAAACACCGCAUUUAAGCUUCAUACAACAAGAUCGUGGGAUUUCAUGGGCUUCACUCAAAAUCAAACCUUACGUUCAUCUAAUGAAAGCGACGUCAUCAUCGGAGUAAUAGAUACAGGUGUUUGGCCAGAGUCAGAGAGCUUCAGCGAUGAAGGAUUUCCUCCUCCUCCAGUGAAAUGGAAAGGCAGAUGCCAAAAUGAAAAUAACUUCACUUGUAACAACAAGCUUAUAGGUGCCCGAUACUAUAAUGCCGGAGACUUCUAUCUUUCCAAAGAUUUUCAUUCUCCAAGGGAUGCACAGGGACAUGGCACCCACACCGCUUCAACCGCUGCAGGCAGAGAAGUGGCAGGGGCGAGCUUCUAUGGGCUAGCGGAAGGCAUCGCAAGAGGAGCAGUUCCUAAUGCAAGAAUUGCCAUUUACAAAGUAUGUUGGACCUCAACAUGCUAUGUUUCGGACCUGAUGGCCGCUUUCGAUGAUGCUAUUGCGGAUGGCGUCGAUGUUUUGACGAUCUCCAUUGGCCCUGGCGAGCCAAUCCCAUAUUUCUUGGACCCCAUUGGGAUUGGAGCUUUCCAUGCAAUGAAGAAAGGGAUUCUCACUGCUAACUCUGCAGGAAAUAGCGGUCCUUAUAGUCGGAGUGUCGUCAAUGUUGCUCCUUGGACUUUGACAGUGGCCGCCAGCAGCAUCGACAGGAAAUUCGUGACCCAAAUAGCGCUUGGAAAUGGAGAUAUAAUUAUAGGAAAUUCAAUCAAUGCAUUUACGCUCAACGAAACAGAUUUUCCCUUGAUAUAUGCCGGAGAUGCUCCAAACGUAUCAUCACGAAUUCGAGGAGAUUAUGCAGGAGCAUGCUACUCUGACUAUUUGGAUUCCAACAAGGCACAAGGAAAGAUUGUACUUUGCGAUUACCUAUGGGAUGGUUCAGGGCCCUACGUGGCCAACAGUGUCGGCGCCAUAAUGCCCAGUGACGGCUACGCCGAUUACUCAUUCUCUUACAUACUCCCAGCCACCCGCAUUGAUAGAGAGAGCAGUGCCAAGAUAAUGGAUUACAUUCGAUCUUCCAAUAAUCCGACGGCAACCAUUCUCACUGCGGAGGCUAUGAAUGAUACUUCAGCGCCCCGAGUCGUCUCCUUCUCUUCAAGAGGACCUAACCUAAUCACUCCCGACAUCCUCAAGCCGGAUCUUACAGCCCCUGGUGUCAAUAUCCUUGCUGCUUGGUCUGUUGCUGCGCCACCUUCCUUCUCACUUCUAGAUAAGAGGCAAGUUGCUUACAACAUAAUCUCGGGAACAUCUAUGUCUUGCCCUCAUGCUGGGGGUGCAGCGGCCUACCUCAAAUCCAUCCAUCCAAAUUGGUCACCAGCUGCAAUCAAAUCUGCUCUCAUGACCACUGCUCAUGUCAUGGAUCCCAGAAACAACGAAGAUGCAGAAUUUGCCUACGGCUCCGGCCACAUCAAUCCAGCGAAGGCCGUAGAUCCUGGCCUAGUGUAUGAUGCAACAGAGCAAGACUACAUCAACUUCCUAUGCAAACAAGGUUACAACAGUAGCGUAUUGAGACUCGUUACACAAGAUAGAAGCAAUUGCACCACCAAUACAACUGGGAAAGCUUGGGAUCUCAACUACCCCUCCUUUGCACUCUCCAUCCAAGAUGGCCAACCCAUCAUUGGCUAUUUCCCUAGGACAGUAACCAAUGUGGGCUCUUCAAACUCAACCUACCAUGCCAUUGUCCAAGCACCUUCCUCCCUCAAUAUCACCGUCAAACCCUGGACCCUUUCGUUUUCAGCCGUUGGUGAGAAGAAAUCCUUCAAAGUAGAGGUUCAUGGUGGGGUCAUUUCUCAACAAGCGAUAAUUUCAGCUUCGAUCGAGUGGAGGGAUGGGGUCCACGUUGUGAGAAGCCCACUUGCAGUGUACACCGUACUUUCAACGGGAAGCCCACUUGGAGUAACGAGAAACCGUCCGAUCAAAGGGCUACUUGAUCUGGAUGGACCCCCAGUGAAUGGAAUCCUUUGA
This is a messenger RNA of Magnolia sinica, 2310 nucleotides long. Its product is annotated as cucumisin-like. Bases 1 to 2310 code for a protein of 769 amino acids. The transcript has 10 exons. NCBI's taxonomy places the organism in Eukaryota, Viridiplantae, Streptophyta, Magnoliopsida, Magnoliales, Magnoliaceae. The record is from RefSeq and is a predicted model, not a curated record. Gene Ontology annotation, biological process: proteolysis. Gene Ontology annotation, molecular function: serine-type endopeptidase activity.